AUGGCUGACACCAUAGGCCUCUACAAGAUACCACAGCUCACAUAUGGGUCAUUUCCUCCAGGGGAGAGUGAUGCAGACCAGUUCCUUUCCUUUUACUACAUGGUUCCCAAUGACAGCCAUCAGUAUAUGGGGAUCAUCAGCUUAUUAAAGCAUUUUGGAUGGAAAUGGAUUGGACUUUUUGUUUUGGAAGGUGACGGUGGAGAAAAUUUCUUGCAGACUCUGGAACCAUUGCUUUCUAGGCAUGGAAUCUGUUCAUCCUUCACACAUAAAAUACCACACGUAGCCAAUAUAGAUAAGCUGAGUGAAACACUUGAUGUGCUCUUGGAUAUUUAUCUCUCUUUAACAGAUGAUAAAGUCAGUGCAUGUAUAAUCUUUGGAGAAUCUUUAACCCUUAUAUGGAUGGGAGCUGUACUAGUUCUAGGAGAUUCUGAAAAGAAGGGAAGCUCAUCAUUUAGAAAGGUGUGGAUCAUAACAACCCAGAUUGAUUUCAUAUUAGUGGCUUUCCAAAAGCUUUUAGAUCUUCAGACCUUUCAAGGUUCCAUUUCCUUCACAAUUCAUUCAAAAGAGCCUCCAGGGUUCAAUGAAUUUCUUCAGAGCAUUAAGCCUGUUAAAAUAGAAGGAGAUGGUUUUCUUAGGGACUUCUGGGAGCAAGCAUUUGACUGUACAUUCCCAAACCCCAGUUUGACAACGGAAGCCAAUGAAUCAUGUACUGGGGAUGAGGGGCUAAUGAGCCUUCCUGGACCUCACAUGAUAACAAAAUUCUACCAGCACAUCCUGGCCUUGGCAUUUGCUGUAAAAGUGAUAAAUGAGAAUCCCAACAUCUUGCCCAAUGUCACACUGGGGUUCCACAUCUAUGACAGCUAUUAUGAUGCAAGGAUUACUUAUCGUAACGCUCUGAACCUGCUCUUUAAAAUGCAUAGAUUUGCUCCGAGCUACAAAUGUGACUCGCAGAAAAACCUCAUAGCCAUAAUCGGAGGACUUAGCUCUGAUACGUCCUUCCAUAUGGCUGAUACCUUAAGCCUCUACAAGAUUCCACAGCUUGCAUAUGGCUCAUUUCCGCCAGAGGAGAAUGAUAUAGAUCACUUGCUUUCCUUUUACCACAUGGUGCCCAAUGAAGCUCAUCAGUAUAUGGCAAUUAUCAGCUUGCUUCAGCAUUUUAGAUGGACAUGGGUUGGACUCUUUGUUACGGAUGAUGAAGGAGGAGAAAAAUUCCUGCAGGCCCUGGAGCACUUGUUCUACCAGCAUGGGAUCUGUUCAGCCUUCACACAAAGAAUGGAAAAAGCAGCUCAUUCCGAUAUGUUCAUUGAACUUUAUGACAUACUUGAAAGUUAUUAUGUGGGUCUCACAAAUGACAAAGCCAAUGCAUUCAUUGUCUAUGGAGAUUCUCAGACAUUGACCUGGCUGAGAUGUGUUAUAUUUCUACGAGAUCCUGCAAAUAAGGAAAGCACAUCAUUUAGAAAGGUGUGGAUCAUGACCACACAAAUUGAUUUUGUAUUGCUGAGUUAUCAAAAGGUUUGGGGUCUUGAGCUCUUUGAAGGUGCCAUUUCCUUCACCAUUCACUCAAAAGAGCUUCUCAAGUUCAAUGAAUUUCUUCAGAUCAUAAAACCUUACUGGAACCCAGCAGAUGGUUUUCUCAAAGACUUCUGGGAGCAAGCAUUUGACUGUACAUUUCCAGAUCUGCUGAUGCAAGAUACUGAAACAUGUACAGGGAAGGAAAAGUUAGAGUGUCUUCCCGGGUUUCUGUUUGAAAUGGGCAUGACUGGCCACAGCUACAGUAUCUACAAUGCUGUCUUUGUUGUGGCUCAUUCGUUGCACUCUAUUUAUUCAUACAGAUCAAAGUACAGAGCAGGAGACGAAAGGUUUGAACUUCAAGAUCUGCAGCCUUGGCAGCUCCACUAUUUUCUGCAAGGCAUUUUAUUUAACAACUCAGAAGGAGAAGGAGUGUCCUUUAAUGAUAAAAGGGAAAUGAGAGGUGGAUUUGACAUCAGAAACAUGAUCACAUUCCCAAACAAGUCCUUCCUUCAAAUGAAAGUUGGACGAGUUGAUCCUGAUGCUCUUGAAGGAGAAGCAUUUGUCAUUCAUGAAGAUUUGCUUGUGAUUCCCCUUUCUCUGUGUAAUGACCACUGCCACCCUGGGAAUCAGAAGAAAAAGAAAGAAGGGGAAAAGUUUUGCUGCUAUGGUUGUGCUCCAUGUCCAGAAGGGGAAAUUUCAAACCAGGAUGAUAUGAAUGACUGCUUCAGAUGCCCAAAAGCUCAGUAUCCAACCAAGAACAAAACUGCCUGCAUUGAGAAAACAAUGACCUUCCUUUCUUACGAAGAACCUUUGGGGAUCACUUUAGCAUCAGUUGCCCUUUCUUUCUUCCUCCUCACAGCUUUGGUGUUAGGAAUAUUCAUUAAGUACGGAGACACUCCCAUAGUCAAAGCGAACAACCGGGACCUCACCUGCUCUCUCCUUGUCUCUCUCCUGCUCUGCUUCCUUUCUUCAUUUUUAUUUCUGGGUGAACCUAGCACAGUCUCCUGCCUCCUCCGACAACCAACUUUUGGCGUCAUCUUCUCUGUAGCCGUUUCUUGUGUGUUGGCCAAAACUAUCACUGUAGUUCUAGCUUUCUUGGCCACCAAGCCAGGGUCCAGCAUGAGAAAGUGGAUAAGAAAAAGACUGACAAAUUCCAUUGUAUUUUCCUGUUCUCUUAUUCAAACAAUUAUUUGUACUGUGUGGUUAAUGACAUGUCCACCAUUCCCUGAUUUGGACGUGCACUCUUUAACAGAAGAAAUCAUUGUGCAAUGUAAUGAAGGCUCGGUCACCAUGUUCUACUGUGUCCUGGGCUACAUGGGCCUCCUGGCCAUUGCCAGCUUCAUUGCCGCAUUUGCGGCCCGCAAGUUACCUGACAGUUUUAAUGAAGCCAAAUUCAUUACAUUCAGCAUGUUGCUCUUUUGCAGUGUUUGGCUGUCUUUUUUUCCAGCCUACCUGAGCACAAGUGGAAAAUACAUGGUGGCUGUGGAGAUCUUCUCCAUCUUGGCCUCCAGUGCUGGCUUAUUGGGCUGCAUCUUUGCCCCUAAAUGCUACAUCAUUAUUCUGAGGCCAGAACUGAACAACAGGGAACAACUUAUAAGAAAAAAGAAUUAA
This is a messenger RNA of Podarcis raffonei (Aeolian wall lizard), 3123 nucleotides long. Its product is annotated as vomeronasal type-2 receptor 26-like. Lineage: Eukaryota; Metazoa; Chordata; Lepidosauria; Squamata; Lacertidae. Gene Ontology annotation, cellular component: membrane. Gene Ontology annotation, molecular function: G protein-coupled receptor activity. Gene Ontology annotation, biological process: G protein-coupled receptor signaling pathway. The transcript is spliced from 7 exons. The record is from RefSeq and is a predicted model, not a curated record. Bases 1 to 3123 code for a protein of 1040 amino acids.